Messenger RNA from Exophiala dermatitidis NIH/UT8656, 2991 nucleotides. RefSeq lists its product as uncharacterized. Bases 2300 to 2614 code for a protein of 104 amino acids. Lineage: Eukaryota; Fungi; Ascomycota; Eurotiomycetes; Chaetothyriales; Herpotrichiellaceae. The transcript has a single exon. The record is from RefSeq and is a predicted model, not a curated record.
CGCGACACCACAACUACUUUGUAUACAACUAUAACGAUACGGCAUAAAUAUACCUUGUAGGUCGUAAUUUGAUAGGCCUAUAGCACACAAAAUAUUACACCUAAGAGAUGGUGUCAAGCUCUAUGGAUACCGCGUCUACGACUUCAACUGGGACAACCAAAGCAAUCCAGCGGUAGGGAUGACAGGAACAACAAGCCUAACGAAGUUGAUCUCGAUAAUGCCAGCACUGCCCUUAUGGUCAAUGAUGACAAUGGCGACAUGAAGGUUCACAGAAUCAUCGACACGUCAAAGACAAUAAAAAUGGCAGUGACACGAUAGGCCAUAAGGACGAGAUGACCAGCAGCGACUGAGGUUCGAUCGGAACUGAUGAUUAUGACGUCGACCGGAGGGCAAAAGGCACGAGAAGAAUAAUGGUCACGGAACAACAAGACAAGCGAUAGAACAGGCGGCGACCAGGAUUCUAUCGCAAACGAUGCAAAUAAGGUCGUGGGGUCGGAGAAUAGUGGUGCAAGUGAUGGAGACAGUGGCGGCGGCAGAGUCAAGGAACCAACACAUAAUGCAAGCAGCGGACGAUAUAACAACCAAAGACAACGACGAUAACAUGCAGCAUGGUGAGAAGCGAUAAAACGGGAGGCCGCACCAGUUCGAACAACCAUCAAGUAUUUCGAUACCACCGUGUCGUCUUCCAUCGCCAUCGUCAUGCUCACAAAUUCCGGCCGCAAAACCCGCCCUCCUGCCGCAUCUUCAACAGCCAGAGCUUCAUCAGCACCCUCUCCGCCGCCCGACUACCGUCCUCGCGGUAGCCAGUGGCUUCGAGGGCCUGUCGCCUCGGCUCCUCCCUCCCAAAGGCCCUCCGAGCCGCCUGGUAGUCCUUGUCAUACCGCAUACCAGGCCGGGGAUCCUGGCCCGGAUGCCUCGCUCUCCACCUGGCUAGAGCCAGGCCCUCCUCCGCCAGUUUUCUGCUCUGGACAAUGGGAUCGAUGCCGCCGUUCUCGGUAACUAUAUAGUCGAUGGCCUUCUCAAGAUAAUACGGGCUCCAGUUCAAGGCUUCGUCACGGCCGAUCAACCUGGACACGAGAUCAUCUGCCUCUUUAUCCGCGUCACGCUGCUCCACGUCCAUGGUCGUGUCAGCAUCUCCACUUUCGCCAUCACCUUCGCCUUCGUCACCGUCUCCUUGGAAGAGCAAAUCCUUGAUGUAGUGGUUGAUCGUACGCUCCAGAUUCAAGACAUGCUGAGCCUCAGUGAUUCGUUCGCUUGCCUUGUCUCCGACCGGGCGAGGGACUUUGAGCUUCACAACCCAUGCCAUUUCACGAGCUUGCAGCCCGUGUAGGGCUAGCCAGAGGAUCAAGUCGCAGACUUCGUCGGUGAACACCUCUUUGACGUUGUCUGGGAAGGUGUUUAUUCUGCUCACUAUCGCGAUGAGGCGGGAGCGCUGCUCGCGGAUCUCGUCUGAAUUGUCCGACAUCUUGUUGUUUUCAUCGGGUGUGAAUGGAUCUGAACAGUGACGGCAAGGGUCGUGAAGCGAGCUUCUUGACGUGUUCGUUGUAUUCGAAGUCACUUUGUCUUCGAGAUCGGCGGUGUUGCACUUCGGUCAAGGUUGACGAGUGGUUGUUAAUCGUGACUGCGCAGGGCAGACAAGUAACGUUUGUUGAACUUGUGUGAGACCGUGGAAGGGCGAGGUGACCAGAAGAAGAGUGUUGCUUCUGUUCAAAAAGCGAGGUGAACAGAAGGGUGUCUUGCCGCUGUUGCGUUGAGGAUACCGCGAUGAUAAGGAGACGACAGUCAACCUUACGGAGACUGUGCGACAACGAGGUGAUCAGAGGAGAUAUGUUGCUUCUUUCGAUCUGUGAGGUAGAAGGUAUCAGGUAAGGUCAGCUCCAGUCGUCGACGAGUGUGGACCAGCGAGGUCUUCAGCAAGUGUACCUUGCCGCGCUUUGCUCUGAGGAGAAUUGAGUCGCCGAGAGAGUCGAAGAACGAUCAGAUAGCUCUACCGGGUUGAAAAGAGCAAGUUGCUGUUGUCUAAUUCACGAAACCGCAAGACGACCUCAGGAGAUGAAGCGCAGUUCCUACUCUGUGGGAUUGGAAAGAUGAGUGGAAGAGGUAAGGUCGCAGUUGUCGGUCGCAGAACCAAGUGACAUGAGGUGAGGCAAGGUGAGGUGAGGCUGUGUUCAAGUUCACGGUUAGCCUGCGAAGUGCGAAAGGGGCAUUGGUUACGCCGGAACAAGAUCAGGACUGGUCUGUUGUCUGGACGCGCUUUGGAGUGACGAGUCCCGAAUUGGAAGUCGGAAGAACAGCCGUUAUGUCUGUCGACAUAGGAGCUGUAUCUGCUACGCUCCUUGGGAUACUGCAAGAGGUGUACGUCUCACGGAUACGGAUGGAGUCCGCACGAAUAUGUCAAGACCUCACUCAUCCUGCUGCUCCGAAACUCCUUGGGCGCAGCAGUAUUUACUCAGAGGAACUCCGACCUUACGACUCGUUACUUACUACAGGGUUUCCGGCCGAGUACCAACAUAUAAGGGGCAAACAAUUGGUAAUGACAGGGGGCGGGGUCGGUCCAAUGUUCUUUCAUGGUAAGUAUAGAAAAGAGAAGAGGGACACCGAGUCAAAUAUAUAGGACUAUUGCUGCAGUUACUGCUGCUAUGCUAUGCUAUGGCAUUCUUCACAUCAUGUGUUGAAACCACUGCAUUCGCUCGCUACACUGCACUGCACUGCACUGCCUGCCUGCCUGGCAGUAAAUUCAUUGACUGCCAGUGUUCCUCAUUGCGCUGCCUGGCAGUCAAUGAAAUGAGCGGACUGUUCUGCCCCUGGAGACGAUAUCAUACACCCUUUGCAAGGACUCGAAGUGUAUUCCCAGUUUUCUACCACUGCCACUUCCGUCUACCGGCACUACGUGCGUCUUUGCAAUCCGACCAUUGAAAUGAUCGUUCAAAUCACUACUUUCCAUCUGCGUAGCAUGACAUGCGUUAAACGAUCAGAAUUCUGAACAGCAAG